This is a messenger RNA of Nycticebus coucang (slow loris), 7486 nucleotides long. RefSeq names its product tubulin tyrosine ligase like 7 (gene TTLL7). Bases 193 to 2856 code for a protein of 887 amino acids. Gene Ontology annotation, biological process: protein polyglutamylation; microtubule cytoskeleton organization. NCBI's taxonomy places the organism in Eukaryota, Metazoa, Chordata, Mammalia, Primates, Lorisidae. The transcript has 21 exons. The record is from RefSeq and is a predicted model, not a curated record. Gene Ontology annotation, molecular function: tubulin binding; tubulin-glutamic acid ligase activity. Gene Ontology annotation, cellular component: cilium.
UACUGAUUUCAAUGAUGUACUUUCUAAUCUCAUAACUUCAGUGUCCUGAAAUCUGAGAAUUCCACCAAGAUAAUAUGAUAAGAACUUUCAGUGGUUUGGGGCCAUAUCCUACUUAGACUUAUGUGGAACUUCCAGAUUUCCUGAGAGCCUUGUACAGCAGCGCACACUACUUGCUACUCAGCACAGGUGAUAAUGCCAUCUCUGCCUCAAGAAGGAGUUAUUCAGGGACCCUCUCCACUGGAUCUGAAUACAGAAUUACCUUAUCAAAGCACAAUGAAAAGGAAAGGCAGAAAGAAGAAAAAGAAGGGAACCAUUACGGCCAAUGUUGCUGGGACAAAGUUUGAAAUUGUCCGUUUAGUAAUAGAUGAAAUGGGAUUUAUGAAAACUCCAGAUGAGGAUGAAACGAGUAACCUUAUAUGGUAUGAUUCUGCUGUGCAGCAGGAGAAAAUUGCAGAGCUGCAGAAUUACCAGAGGAUCAACCAUUUUCCAGGAAUGGGGGAGAUCUGUAGGAAGGAUUUCUUAGCAAGAAAUAUGACCAAAAUGAUCAAGUCUCGGCCUCUGGAUUAUACCUUUGUUCCUCGAACAUGGAUCUUCCCUGCUGAAUAUACUCAGUUUCAGAACUAUGUGAAAGAACUGAAGAAAAAACGGAAGCAAAAAACUUUUAUAGUAAAACCAGCUAAUGGUGCAAUGGGUCAUGGGAUUUCUUUGAUAAGAAAUGGUGACAAACUUCCAUCUCAGGAUCAUUUGAUUGUUCAAGAAUAUAUUGAAAAGCCUUUCCUAAUGGAAGGUUAUAAGUUUGAUUUACGAAUUUAUAUUCUGGUAACGUCAUGUGAUCCAUUAAAAAUAUUUCUCUACCAUGACGGACUUGUGCGAAUGGGAACAGAGAAGUACAUUCCACCUAAUGAGUCCAAUUUGACACAGUUAUACAUGCAUCUGACGAACUACUCCGUCAACAAGCAUAACGAGCGUUUUGAACGGGAUGAAACUGAAAACAAAGGCAGCAAACGUUCCAUCAAAUGGUUUACAGAAUUCUUACAAGCCAACCAGCAUGAUGUUGCUAAGUUUUGGAGUGACAUUUCAGAACUGGUGGUAAAGACUCUGAUUGUGGCAGAACCUCACGUCUUGCACGCGUAUCGAAUGUGCAGGCCGGGGCAACCUCCAGGCAGUGAAAGUGUCUGCUUCGAAGUUCUGGGAUUUGACAUUUUGCUGGACAGAAAACUAAAGCCAUGGCUUCUGGAGAUUAAUCGAGCCCCAAGCUUUGGAACUGAUCAGAAAAUAGACUAUGAUGUCAAAAGGGGAGUACUGCUCAAUGCACUCAAGCUGCUAAACAUCAGGACCAGCGAUAAAAGGAGAAACUUGGCCAAACAAAAAGCUGAGGCUCAAAGGAGGCUUUAUGGUCAAAAUUCAGUAAAAAGGCCCUUACCAGGCUCGUCAGACUGGGAACAGCAGAGACAUCAGUUGGAGAAGCGGAAAGAAGAGUUGAAAGUGAGACUUGCUCAAGUGCGAAAGCAGAUCUCGCGAGAAGAACAUGAAAACCGACACAUGGGGAAUUACAGACGAAUUUAUCCUCCUGAAGAUAAAACACUGCUUGAAAAGUAUGAAAACUUGUUGGCUGUUGCCUUUCAGACCUUCCUUUCAGGAAGAGCAGCUUCCUUCCAGCGGGAGCUGAAUAAUCCUUUGAAAAAGAUGAAGGAGGAAGAUAUUUUGGAUCUUCUAGAACAAUGUGAAAUUGAUGAUGAAAAGUUGACAGGAAAAACUACCAAGAUUCGAGGACCAAAGCCUUUGUGUUCCAUGCCGGAGAGCACUGAGGUCACGAGAAGACAGAAGUACGACAGCAGUGACAGCAGUUAUGACAGUGGUGGCAGCUCUUCAGAAUCCGACAAGAAUGACAAGGAGUAUGGAGACAAGAAGAAGGAGAAGGAGGUCACCUACGCUCUUCAGCAGUCCAACCACUACAAAUUAGUGCAACAGCCCAUAGGCUCCAUACGACGCUCAGUCAGCUGCCCUCGGUCCAUCUCUGCGCAGUCACCUUCUGGCAGGGACAUCCGCCCUUUUUCUGCUCAACAAAUGAUAUCUAUACCCCGGCCAACUUCGGCAUCUCGGUCACAUUCUUUAAACCGUGCUUCCUCCUAUGUGAGGUAUGUACCUCAGAGUAAUGGAAUCAGCUCCACCAACUCACAGGAGAGCGAGUCUUUGCGGAAGCUGAAAACAAAAGAACAAGAAGAUGAUCUAACAAGUCAGACCUUGUUUGUUCUCAAGGACAUGAAGAUCCGGUUUCCGGGGAAGUCAGAUGCAGAGUCAGAACUUCUGAUAGAAGAUAUCAUCGAUAAUUGGAAGCAUCAUAAAACAAAAGUGGCUUCCUAUUGGCUCAUAAAACUGGACUCCACAAAACAACGCAAAGUCUUGGACAUAGUAAAAACAAGCAUCCGUACAGUUCUUCCACGCAUCUGGAAGGUACCUGAUGUUGAGGAAUUAAGUUUGUAUCGGAUUUUCAACCGGGUUUUUAAUCGCUUACUCUGGAAUCAUGGUCAAGGACUGUGGAAUUGUUUCUGUGAUUCAGGAUGCUCUUGGGAGAGUACGUUCAGUAAAAACCCAGAGGUGAUGACUUCUUUGCAGCUCCAAUGUUGCCAGCGCCUGGUCGAGCUUUGUAAACAGUGCCUGCUAGUGGUUUACAAAUAUGCAACUGACACCAGAGGAUCAAUUUCAGGCAUUGGUCCCGACUGGGGUAAUUCCAGGUAUUUGCUACCAGGGAGUACCCCAUUCUUCAUGAGAACACCGUCCUACAACUUGAAAUACAAUUCACCUGGAAUGACCCGCUCCCAUCUUUUGUUUACAUCCCGAUAUGGCCAUUUGUGAAACAGGAAGAUCGCCAUGAGUUAUGCAUAAUAGCAAAUGAUGUUUCCCCCUUCGAGUUGAACAUGCAGAGAAAGUGACCAUUAAGUGCUGUUUUAUGUAUAUAAGACAUAUAUACAUGUGUGAUAAUAUGUACACACAUGCACUCAAAUAACGUAUAUAUUUAUUAAUAUGAUGAUGAAUGAAAAAAGAGUUAGCAGAAAACUGAUUAUAAGACUUAACCUUUCUGGAAACGAAAUAAACCAUGUUAAAAUUGUUUACACAAAUAUGCGAAUGUCUAGAAUUUGCUAGGUUUAUAAUUAAUUCCUUCCUACUAGAAAUGUUAUUUUUGUUGCAGAGUAUAUAAAACAAUUGAUCUUGAAGAUCCCAUUACGGUGUUAAAUUAUUUUCGAGAUAUCAUGCCUUUUGACUCAGAAAGGGGUUAGUAGUAAAAUACCUUAUUAAUUCUCAUCUACAGCAGCCAUUUAAAAUGAAACAAAAAUAUUUAGAAGCCUGGUGUUGCUCGAUGGUAGCGUUAAGUAUAGAACGGGUUUUAUCAUCACAACAGCACACUGUAAAGUACUAGAAAAUUCAUGACCUGACUCCCCAACAUUUUUAUUCCUUUGUGUGGAAAUUUAGCUACUUAUAAUAAUAUGCAGUUUCAGUAAAGAUCUGCUAAGAUCAUAUUAUGAUCUAAAAUGAAAGACAAUCCCAUGUGUUAAAACUAAAAUGCAAAACUGUCUUCAUUCUUACUUUUCACAGGGAGUCACAUAAAGGAAUAGAAAUUGAUAGUGAUGAUAAAAAUCUUCCUGCAUGGUUUUGUGUCUCAUAUCACUUGUUUUUAUUUGGAAAGUAAAUCUUUGAUGGGUUUAACAUACAGUGAAAUACAAUUUCUUCUGUUUUGCAGAAACUCAUUUUGAUGUAAUAAUGACUCACACCUGCCCUAGGAAUCACCCAAGAUUGAGACCAACUUAACACUGCAGAGUCUAACACAGUAGUUUCUCAUUGCAUCAUACAAAACAUUUAGAUGAUUGUGAAUAGUAGAUUCCAGUUAUUACAUAUUACUGAUCAUCGAUGUACCCUUGAGGGUUUUAUUUUAAAUCAAAAUAGAGUAUGACAUUUUCUUCCCGUCCAAAGUUAUUAUGCAUAAGUUUCACAGCAAUGCUUCUUUUUAUUUAAUACUGUUUUCAAAACAAUGAAUGAGCUUUCAGUUUUCCGUAAAAAAUAUAAACAACCCAAUUGCUGAUACUGAAAUUCCCAGAAAGUGCAAUAUUCACUUUUUAGAAUUUAUUCAAACUUUUCCCCCCAACAGUUUUAUUUUCUCACAGAUGCUAAUUAUUUUCAAAAUUCAGGAACCUUAUACCUUCUUUUAUUAUCCUAAAAGUUAUUUCCAGUAAAUCAAGAAAUGGCCCCACAGGAGAAGGACAACUAAGAGGGGGCAAAUUGGCCUGAAUUAAUUCACAACCUGGAUAAUUUGCAACCUAAAGUUGUAAGUUAGCUGUAUUUUGCUUUUGAAGCCAUCUUCUGAGUUUGUUGAAAUAGUUCAAAAUUUCCUCAAUUAUUGCUAAGCACUUUAUGACUAUAUAACAUGCACAUUUCUCUAUAUACUUUUCCUGUGGGAUGCUUCCCAAAGAAAAAUGUGCUAUUAUCCUUGUGGAAGAAAGGGACAAGGAUGUCAGAAUGAAGGAACUUCAAGUGUACCAUUUAUGACUCCAUUUUGUGAAUCUUAAAUAUGUCAUAGAUUUCUUACAAUAAAUAAUGUGAAAAUUGGAAUAUUACAAAAUGACCAUAAGAACAAUCGACAAGCAAAUCUUUUCAUGAAGAGUUUUUACUCAUUAUUUUGAAAGUUCAUGGUUUGGCGAGAAAGGAGGCAUAACUUUUAAGUGUUUAAAGUUUGUUAGCCACUCAUUUGCAUAAGCCAAAAUCACAAAUGGCCACUUAAUUUGCUACUGCGUAUGCUUUGGAACUUUUGUCUUUAGUUAUACAAGCGUGAAUUUUUUUGUGUAAAACAAAAAAUAAGAAUGGCCAACAUUGGGAGGACCCCUUGCGCCAGGUCGGAAAAAAAAAAAAAGGCACGCAAACAGAACAUUUUAAAACUAAGAGUAAAUGUAAAUUUAUGAAACUACUCGAUGGAUUGAAGAACAGAUUUCAUUUGUCUAGCUACUUAAGCCUGGCCUUCUUUUUGAGUAUUAGAAUUUCGUUGCCCACAUUUACCUAUCGGUACUGAUCUAGUUUGAUGUGAUGUUGUGAAUAAAAGCCACGUGCUCACUAUUCAUAUAUACUUGCUGGUACGCUGUGGAUUACGUCUACUGAAGAUCUGUUCCCUAAAGAGCAGCUAAGAAGAAAAGACACAGUAAGCCAUGGAAAUCUCGAGAGCCAUAGAAAUGUUCUAGAGGUACAAAUAUUCCUUAUUUUUUAUUAUAAAUUUUUUAUUCUUAGGGUUAAGACAUACCAGCAUAAUUGAUACUACAGAUCUGAUUCUGAGAAAACAGCUUUACCUUAAAAACCCUAGAAGCUAUUUAGUCUUACCAGAGGUUUUGCCUUAAUAGGCAAUUCAUUUUACUGACAAUGAAAGCAUAUUUUCAUCCUGUUAUAGAAAAACAUGUCGUCGCUCAUUCAGGAAAUAUCAGAUUGGAAUGCUUUUUGGAACUACACAAGAUUGGAGUAAUUUCCAGACUUGCUUAAGAAGCAACCUUUCUAUUUUAAAUUAUCAUCUACAUACAUGGUCUUAGAGGGCGAGUUAGUUUUCAUUUGAAUAGUCUAUCAUUGUAGAUGAGUUAUCAUUUGCUCUGUGUGGUCUGUUGAAGGAACUUUUGUGAUUCUACUUUGAUUAAUUUUACUAGCAACAAAUUUUACUUUAUUAGCAUGUAAUUUACAUUGCUCAUAUAAAAAUGAAGUGUAACAGGCUCAAAUAUGAAAAUAAGCAAAUGGUAACCUCUGCUUAGAACAAAGUUGAAUGUUCUUGGUUAUCUGUAAGAUGUAAAGAUCUAUAUAAAUGUUAUCAUGUCUCAAAAUUAGGUCUAAGUGUACAAAAAGCUUCAACUUCUUCCUCCUCCCUAAAAUAAAACCAAACCAAGCCCAAACCAAAAAACCCGACCUUCUUUUCAUCUCAUCUGUAUACACGACUAGAUAAUAGUGGCUUCUAGACAUAAAGAAAAUGAUUUCAUUUUAACUCUCUUUUUAAUUUGUAAAGUAUAUGAGUAUGGGAUGUUAUCUAACUUGAAAUUUCAGAUGUUUCGAUAUUAAUUCAUUCAAACACUAUUCUUUAGCAUGUCAUAGUAAUUCUGUUUAAAAAUUCUCUUUCAUUCUAAACGUUCAUUACUUGACUUUUUCAAAAGUACCAAAAUGCAUAAACACCAUUAUUUGAUUUUAUAUAAAGCACUGAUUAAUUCUGAAAUGUAUAUUCUUAACAGAAUAAUAGCAAAUACCUCAAGAGCGAAGAGAACGUACUUUCCUUUCCUGUUCUAUAUUGCUAAUUUACAUUCUGAAUCUUAAUUUAAUUCGUCCUAAGGAUUAAACAAUAAAAAGCAUAACUGUAUAAUUAUGUUCUUGUGACCUCAUGAUUUUUGAAAAUUUAUUUUUCUUCUUCAAUUAAGAAAUUUAAGUUUUCAAGCACCGUAUUAGUUAUCUAAAUAUUGUGGGUUAAUCUUGGUUUAUGAAUAAAUUAUGAAUGUAGAAAUUACUCAUGACAAUGAAAAUUUUGUUCCUUAUACUACUGUUUUCUCAUUCAUUGGUUACCACUUUUUUUUUUUUUUUUUAGUUCAGAGUUCCUUAUGGAAGUUCGACCUUUGUGUAGACAAAGUCAAGAAAAGAGAAUUUCUGCCUUUUAAACAUUGGUUUUUCUUGCAUUUUAUGGUGGUGUGGCUUUGCCUUAGUGACAACAAAACAUAGAUAAAAUAUAUUUUUGGAUCAGUUCAGUUUGUCUGCUGAGAUGUUUUAAGAACCAGGUUGCAGUCUUUAUGCCUAAAAGCGCAUUGAUUGUCAGGAUUUACAUAAAGCAAGAUGCCUGGUUACAGAUAACAGUCUUGCAACCAAAAUUGGUAUAUUAAAAUUUACGGCACUUUGAGAUUGCUGGCCUUUUUUGUGGGGGUUUUGCCUUGUCAUAUAUGAGUACACAGUAUAUUGAAGGAAGAUUACUCAGGUAACACAUUCUCUAUUAACUGGGCUGCAUUAUCUAAGAAGAGCUACACAAAGCUAUGAUUUUUAUCCCUUCCUAUUAACUUGAAGCUAUUGGUAAAGACAUCCAUCAAUAGAUUAAUAGUUCCUAAAUUAGUAUGAAGGCUCACCUUACAAAAGUAAUCCAAUAACAUUGUUCUUUCUGUCUCAAAGGCUAACAGUAAUUCUUGGUCCUGAGUUGUUCGGUUCUCACAAUCACUACUGUAUGUGCUACAAAGUCUGAAUGUUAAUGGAUUUGCUGAAGAUCCCAGCUUUGAGGAUUAGCUUGAAAACAAUACAUUUGCUAACACGAAUCAUGACUCAAAUUAUCCCCGUGUGCUUUACUACCUGUAUAUGAAUGCAAAUGUUAUAGAAAAUAUGCUUGAAAUGUCAACACGGUGUGCAAUUAGCAUUGCAUUGUCCUGCUCCAGCAUGUGAUAUCUGUAUGGCGAAGUUAUUUCAAUUACUCAGAUAUGUUACUGUAAUAAAAUAUGUUAAC